CUAUUUUGAAGUUGAAAGAGGAGGUGUUGCAGCUUCAGUCGGUGAAGGAGCUGCCGGUGAUUGAAGAGUUUAUGCCAUUAAAGGGAAGCUCCGAUCAAGCCGACGGGGAAAACGAGAGGAGGAAGUGGUUGAGUUCUGCUCAGUUGUGGAACACGAAUUUCAAUUUUGUUGAUGACGAUAUCUCCAACGCCAAAUCGAAUAUGAACUUGGAUGGGGAUGAAGACGAUCGGUCCGUGCCACAGACCCAAAUCGAACACUGGGAUUGUGAAAAAAGACGAAGAGCAUUCGAAUUGUUCAAAGAUCAAAGCAAUUUCGUUAAAAGAUCCAAAAAAGAAGAUAUGGCGGUUUCAGAAGUCCCAAAACUUACUCUAAUGACAACAAUCUCCGAUCCUUUUCCUGUUAAUGUUAAUUUGACCGUCAAGAACGGCCGCGUCGGUGGACGGAGCGGUAGAGCUGCUGUUUCUGGGUCGUCUUCGCCGGCGGUGCAAAUAAAUGGACAGACGAAAUUGUCCCAACAGCAGCAGACUAUAAGGAAACAGAGACGGUGCUGGUCGCCGGGGCUCCACCGGCGUUUCAUCGACGCACUGCAUCGACUCGGCGGAUCUCAAGUGGCAACGCCAAAACAGAUAAAGGAAUUGAUGCAGGUGGACGGCCUCACCAACGACGAAGUGAAAAGCCAUUUACAA
Cucurbita pepo subsp. pepo (vegetable marrow) is the source of this 686-nucleotide messenger RNA. NCBI's taxonomy places the organism in Eukaryota, Viridiplantae, Streptophyta, Magnoliopsida, Cucurbitales, Cucurbitaceae. The record is from RefSeq and is a predicted model, not a curated record.